CAGCUAACCAAUGGCAAGAGCCGUUUCAUCGGCUGCAUAAGCAGCAAGAUCAAAAGUGAGCCUUUUCUGAUUGCUGCAUAGUGUCAAUUGGCCAAUCUCUUCUCCCAGGGAAAAAAAAAAAAGUAAAUCAAACCUUUGAGAAGCAUUUGCUGGUUGAAGUGCUUUCUGUCUAGUGAGGGGUCUGUGGAUUCCUAGUGUAUGAUAAACAGGACUUUAAAACCCAGGGACGGGAGGGCCAGCGUUCAGGUUCUAGAGCUAUGCAGCUGGAGCAUUGCCUCUCUCCUUCUAUCAUGCUCUCCAAGAAAUUUCUCAAUGUGAGCAGCAGCUACCCACAUUCGGGCGGAUCUGAGCUUGUCUUGCAUGAUCAUCCCAUUAUCUCGACCACUGACAACCUGGAGAGAAGUUCACCUUUGAAAAAAAUUACCAGGGGGAUGACGAAUCAGUCAGAUACAGACAAUUUUCCUGACUCCAAGGACUCACCAGGGGACGUCCAGAGAAGUAAACUCUCUCCUGUCUUGGACGGGGUCUCUGAGCUUCGUCACAGUUUCGAUGGCUCUGCUGCAGAUCGUUACCUCCUCUCUCAGUCCAGCCAGCCACAGUCUGCGGCCACCGCUCCCAGUGCCAUGUUCCCGUACCCCGGCCAGCACGGACCGGCGCAUCCCGCCUUCUCCAUCGGCAGCCCCAGUCGCUACAUGGCCCACCACCCGGUCAUCACCAACGGAGCUUACAACAGCCUGCUGUCCAACUCUUCGCCGCAGGGCUACCCCACGGCCGGCUACCCCUACCCACAGCAGUACAGCCACUCCUACCAAGGAGCCCCUUUCUACCAGUUCUCCUCCACCCAGCCCGGGUUGGUGCCCGGCAAGGCGCAAGUAUACCUGUGCAACAGGCCACUUUGGCUGAAAUUUCAUCGGCAUCAAACGGAGAUGAUCAUCACUAAACAGGGAAGGCGCAUGUUUCCCUUUUUGAGUUUUAACAUUUCUGGUCUCGAUCCCACCGCUCAUUACAAUAUUUUUGUGGAUGUGAUUUUGGCGGAUCCCAAUCACUGGAGGUUUCAAGGAGGCAAAUGGGUUCCUUGUGGCAAAGCGGACACCAAUGUGCAAGGAAACCGGGUCUAUAUGCAUCCGGAUUCCCCCAACACUGGGGCUCACUGGAUGCGGCAAGAAAUCUCUUUUGGAAAAUUAAAACUUACCAACAACAAGGGAGCAUCAAACAACAAUGGGCAGAUGGUGGUUUUACAGUCCCUGCACAAGUACCAGCCCCGUCUGCACGUGGUGGAAGUGAAUGAGGAUGGCACAGAGGACACCAGCCAGCCAGGCCGAGUCCAGACAUUCACUUUUCCGGAGACUCAGUUCAUCGCUGUCACUGCCUACCAGAACACGGAUAUUACACAACUAAAAAUAGAUCAUAACCCCUUUGCAAAAGGGUUUCGAGAUAACUAUGACACGAUCUACACGGGCUGCGACAUGGACCGCUUGACCCCGUCGCCCAACGACUCUCCGCGCUCGCAGAUCGUGCCCGGCGCCCGCUACGCCAUGGCCGGCUCUUUCCUGCAAGACCAGUUCGUGAGCAACUACGCCAAGGCCCGCUUCCACCCGGGCGCCGGCGCAGGCCCCGGGCCGGGCACCGACCGCAGCGUGCCGCACACCAACGGGCUGCUGUCCCCGCAGCAGGCCGAGGACCCGGGCGCGCCGUCGCCGCAGCGCUGGUUCGUCACGCCGGCCAACAACCGGCUGGACUUCGCGGCCUCGGCCUACGACACGGCCACGGACUUCGCCGGCAACGCGGCCACGCUGCUGUCAUACGCGGCCGCGGGCGUGAAGGCGCUGCCCUUGCAGGCCGCGGGCUGCACGGGCCGCCCGCUCGGCUACUACGCCGACCCUUCCGGCUGGGGCGCGCGCAGCCCCCCGCAGUACUGCGGCGCCAAGUCGGGCUCCGUGCUCCCCUGCUGGCCCAACAGCGCUGCGGCCGCUGCGCGCAUGGCCGGCGCCAACCCCUAUCUGGGCGAGGAGGCCGAGGGCCUGGCGGCCGAGCGCUCGCCGCUGGCGCCCGCCGCCGAGGACGCCAAGCCCAAGGACCUGUCCGACUCCAGCUGGAUCGAGACGCCCUCCUCCAUCAAAUCCAUCGACUCGAGCGACUCGGGGAUUUACGAGCAGGCCAAGCGGAGGCGGAUCUCGCCGGCUGACACGCCGGUGUCUGAGAGCUCGUCCCCGCUCAAGAGCGAGGUGCUGGCCCAGCGGGACUGCGAGAAGAACUGCGCCAAGGACAUAGGCGGCUACUAUGGCUUCUACUCGCACAGCUAGGCCGCCAGCCCGCUCGCCCGCCCGCCCGCCCGCCCGUGCCCCCGGCCCCCCAGCUCGGCCCCACGUCCUCCUUCCCAGGCCCGUUCUAGCGCACUCGCUCUUUCACUUGACCCUCGAUGACCGUCUGCGGGGAUAAGUGCAGGUCUCCCACUAUAAUUUUAAAACUCUUCUUUUUUUUUUCUUUCUUUCUCUCUGCACAGCCUUCUCUGCAGUUAGCGCACCGACCUUGAACCUGGCUGUAAACCUUGUGGUUUUCCAACUUUUCGUCUGUGAAGUUAUGAUCCUCCCUGUCUUUUUUCCAACCCCCUCUCCUUGCCCCACUCACCCUCUCUUUUCUCUUGGAAUGAAACUCUUCAACUUUAGGAGACCUGGGCAAUCCUGCCAGGCAGCAGCGAUUCUGACCCGCCUUGUCUUGGCCUCCCUAUUUAACCAUAGGAUGUUGACUCUAGAACCUGCACCCACCCAGCGCGUCCUUUCUUAUACCCGAGUGGAUGGAUGGAUGGAUGGAUGGAUGGUAGGGAUGUUAAUACUUUUAGUGGAACAAAGCCUGUGAAAUGAUUGUAUAUAGUGUUAAUUUAUUGUAACGAAUGGCUAGUUUUUAUUCUCAUUGUCAAGGCACAAAACCAGUUCACGCUGAACUUUUUAUCCCUUUCCUUUCUUCUCCUUUUCUUUUUCUCCUCUCAUUCUUUCUCUUCUCCCACCCCCUUUGUUUUCUUGUGAGUUAUUAAAGAUAUUCUAAGAGGCUCUGGAAACACGAAGCACUUCAUAGUGGUGGCUUUCUCACUUCUCAGUUCGUUGCAUGAUGUAACCACUGUGUGCCCCGAUGCACACAACGCACACAACGUAGCUAAGGAGAAUCCACCUGAACACCUGUAAAAGCUAGUUGUCUGUUCCUAGGCGAGUCGAGUAAGUGACACGAUGCCUGCCAGGCAGACUUAACUGGAGUUCUAUGUGUUUCUCCCUUCCUUCUAAAUGGAAUGGCCCCACAUCAGCAAUAUUAUUUUGCCUUAUUUGUUUUUCCCCAAAGUGCCAAAUCCAUUACUGGUCUGUGCAGGUGCCAAAUAUGCUGAUAAACUGUUUCUGACUAUCUUUUCAGACCCCACUCCACCUUUAUAUGCUGUAAAUCUUUGUAAUGAAUAAUCUACUAAUGAUAUAGAUGACUGAAUUGUUGGUAACUAUAGUGUAGUCUAGUGAAGAUGAAUUGUGUGAGUUGUAUAUUUUACUGCAUUUUAGUUUGAAAACGAUUUCCCCACCACUUAGAGACAGCUGAAAUUUGACUUUCUUGGGAAAACACUAGCAUUAUUGCAAGUAAGACUGAUUCCCCCCCCAAGUCUUGUUAUAUUUGAUAAGGAGCAUUAAUCCCCCUGGAAAUAGAUUAGUAGGAUUUCUAAUGUUGUGUAGCAAACUUAUACUUUUUUGUACUUUAAAAUCAAUGUGAAAUAUGCAUCAUACACAAUAUUCAAUCUAGAUUCCAGUCUAUGGGGGGAUUUGUCCUAAUAGGAAUUCAGGGUCUAAACGUGGGUAUACUUUGGCUCUCCUGUAAAUCAAAUGUUGUGAUUUUUAUAUUUGUUUUGUUUUGUCUGUGAAUUGAAUAAUUUAUACAAGUAUACACUCCACUGAGAAUCGUUUUGUUUUCUGCUCGUUUGUAUCGUCUGUGUAUAACAAGUAAAAUAAAUCUGGUAAAAUGCUAAA
Mus caroli (Ryukyu mouse) is the source of this 3995-nucleotide messenger RNA. RefSeq names its product T-box brain transcription factor 1 (gene Tbr1). NCBI's taxonomy places the organism in Eukaryota, Metazoa, Chordata, Mammalia, Rodentia, Muridae. The record is from RefSeq and is a predicted model, not a curated record. Gene Ontology annotation, cellular component: nucleus; chromatin. Gene Ontology annotation, molecular function: DNA-binding transcription factor activity, RNA polymerase II-specific; RNA polymerase II cis-regulatory region sequence-specific DNA binding. Gene Ontology annotation, biological process: cell fate specification; regulation of neuron projection development; commitment of neuronal cell to specific neuron type in forebrain.